GAGCCAUUAAUAGGCCCUGAGGAGUGAAACGAAUGAAGAAGGUUCGCUUCCGCAAUUCUCCGUGACGUCACCAGCAAGUUCCCGUAUGUACAAGCUCUUCCUGCGUUCACACGGGAACAUGGCGGCCUCCAGUCUCAACGCGGUUCGAGUUAGGUUGUAUUUUGAUUACCCUCCUCCUUCCAUGCCCGACUGCCGCAUGAGCUGGGUGCUGGUGGAUUUGAAUAAAUGCCGUGUUGUUGCAGAUUUGUGCAGCGUGAUUAGACAAAAGUUCGACUACAGCCGCAAAACGGUGUUAGACUUGUUCAUUGAGAAUUGUUUCCUUCCUCCUGCUGAGAACAUCUAUUUGGUUCGUGAUAAUGACAGCAUAAGAGUGAAGGUGUCCAGUGUUUAUAGUGAGUGCGUAGGGAAAAAAAGAUGCAGAGAGGAAGAAGGCUCAUUUCAAGCACCGGCGAAGAAGAAUAGACACGAGGAGAACGGUGUCGCCCAAGCAGCAGGCGCAACAAAGAAAAAGAAAAGACACAAAGCGAAGAAGAAGAAGAGGGACGAGAAGCAGUUGGAGUCUGGAGAUGCCUUUAAAGCAGCCUUCCCUGAUAAAGAGCCUUCAUCCUCAAAGGCACAGACUGAGAAGAGCAGCAAGAAAGCUUCAGCAUCUUCUGUCCUUACUAACGGAAAAGCGAUUUCAUCAGGUCCGCAUAAUAAAAGCUCAGACUCUUCAGACAGCAGUGAGGAGGUCACUCAAAAACCUUCUCCACUCAAAUCCAAGUCCAAACACACACAGGUUGCAGCAUCCAAACGGCAUGCGGUGAGAAAAACCUCUUCCUCAGAUUCAUCCUCGUCAGAAGACGAAAAAGUCCUUGUGAAAAAACCUCCAAAACCAUGUACAAGCUUGAAAACCUGUACCAGUACUAAGACAUCCAAAGAGCAGACGUCUUCUGUUGCACCCAAAUCCACUACAAACUCUACAGCGGCCAAGAAAACACAAAAAGAGUCUUCUUCAGAUUCGUCCUCGUCAGAUGAUGAAGCUUCAGCAGCAGCCAGAAGAGCAAACGUCCCUGCAAAGUCCACGACCACUGCCUCAAAACCUCAACCCCAAACCACGGCAGCAUCAUCCUCAGAAGAAGAUGAUUCCAGAAAAGGGGGUUCUAAAACAGCGUCCUUACUGCAAACAGGGCCACCUUUGUCCAGUCGUCAAGGUGAAGCCAGCAAAAACCCCAUGUCCAAAAAACCUUCCGCAAACUCUAAAACGUCCAAAACACAAACAACAACUUCAGAUUCCUCCUCGUCCUCUGAAGACGAAGCCUGCAAAGCAAACGUCCCUACAACACCCAAACCCUUUAAAACGGCACGAGCACAGACGCAGCCAUGCUCAGACCCAUGUGCUGUGGUGGAGAACGGCGUGAUUUGGACUCCGUCCACUCCAGUAGGAACGAUGGUCCAAGACAACAAGGACAAAGCGGAGAGCUCUGAGUCGUGCAGCAGUGACACGGAGCUGGUGAUAAAGAGGCCGAAUCCUCUGCUUGUGGCUGGUUUGACCCCUCGGGGAAGGGGCCGGGGGUUCCCGGACAGGGUCAAAGGUCGAGGAGGGGUCAGGGGUGGCUUUGGCAGGGCCAGAGGAACGCCUUGGAAGCAGAACUUUCACCAUGACUAUGACAAUGAAGUGCAGAGGAAGCAGAAAGAGAUCCAGACUAACAAAAGCUUGGUGCUGCAGAAUCCUCCAGAGCCAAGCCCCAAGCGGGAUUACAGCACUCUGCCUCUCCUCGCUGCUCCUCCUGCAGUGGGACAGAAAAUUGUUUUUAAGGAUUUCCUGAUACUUCAAUGAAUCCAUCUCGCCUUCCACACGCUGCAGGUUUCCAGUGCCAGAGGAUGCAAAGCAGCCCCAGAGCAUCACUGAGCCACCACCGUGCUUGACUGUAGACAGAGUGUCCUUUCUUCAUUCUUCUUCCUCCAGAUAUACCACUGAUCCAUCAUGCCAAAAAGCUCCAGUUUUGUUUCAUCGCUCCACAUACCAGAAUCCCAAAACUUCCGUGGCUUAUUUAUAUGAUUUUGAGGCAACUUUUCUUUUGCUUUUGGGUCAGUAGUGGUGUACGUCCUGGAGUUCUGGCUUGGAAACCUUCUGUGUUCAGUACGCGCCUUACUGUGCUCACUGAAACCUCAGUGUCUGUUGCCACUAAUUCUUGCUGCAGGUCUUUUGCAGUCACUUUUGCAGUGUUUUUCACAACUUGCCUUCUCAGAAAUCUGGUUGCAGCCAUUGAUUGCUUCCUUUUUCUGCCCCAUCCAGGUAUUUCAUGUAUUUCAUGCCCCUAGCCAGUUAAGGUAUUUCAUGUGUUCCAGCUCAAGCACACCUGGUGCAACUAAUGAAGCCGUUGUGUUGAACUAUUUCAAUUGCUUUUGUUUGAUUUGUUCAUUGCAAACAUCUGAAAAUCUAUACAUUUUGACAAUAAACCUGAUUUGUAAUGGGGGUUGAAUAAUUUGGUCGCAACUGUAUAAUGAUAUUAUAAAUUGCUCGUUUUUAUACAUCACCCCUGAACUCUGGAACAGCACUCGAGAGCAUGUUAGGAAUGCUAGUUCAAUUAUUCUUAUUAAAUCUAGAUUGGAACCUGUUUAACCUGACCUAUUCUUAAAUAUAGUUUUUCAUUAUUCAUAGUAAUUCUUGUAGAUUUACAGUUUAUUCAUUUGCAAUUAACGUUAAACUUUAUCAUAAAUACCUUGUUUGAACCGUUUUCAUUUUCCGUAUGUAAAACACUUUACGUAAAGCCCUUAUUUCAUCUCAUUGAAAGACUAUACUGACUUUAUUUAUUUAUUUUAUUUCUAUUUUAUUCUUUGUAACCAAGUACCUUAAUCAACUUCAGUGUUUGUCUCUGUGAUUUUAAAUAACUGUAAUGAUGUAAAAAUAUUUUUAGAGAAUAACAGGUCAUCGAGUUGUUGUUAAUGUUUUAUUUAUUACACUGCGUUCCUUAUUAUUUAUUGAACUGCUCUAUUUUUUCCCCCCU
Molecule: messenger RNA, 2990 nt
Organism: Ictalurus punctatus (channel catfish)
Lineage: Eukaryota; Metazoa; Chordata; Actinopteri; Siluriformes; Ictaluridae
Gene: coil
Product: coilin p80
Exons: 4
Coding region: 86-1819 (577 amino acids)
Biological process (GO): spliceosomal snRNP assembly
Cellular component (GO): Cajal body
Molecular function (GO): U1 snRNA binding; U2 snRNA binding
Source: RefSeq, a predicted model, not a curated record